Messenger RNA from Prosopis cineraria, 4339 nucleotides. RefSeq lists its product as uncharacterized. The record is from RefSeq and is a predicted model, not a curated record. NCBI's taxonomy places the organism in Eukaryota, Viridiplantae, Streptophyta, Magnoliopsida, Fabales, Fabaceae. The transcript has 25 exons. Bases 1 to 3336 code for a protein of 1111 amino acids.
AUGCCGCUGCACGCAGACCCGCCAAAAGCCCUAGGAGUAGAACCGACCUCGACGACAAUGGAAGGAGGUACGGAGGAGUUACAAUGGCAAUCGGAGCCGGAAGCGGAAUCUAUCGUCUCCGUGACGCUCGCGCGUGCCAUGAGUGCUCUGCUCUGUGCUCGACCCAAGAAGCUCCAGGACGCUAUUUUCCGCCUCUCUUCACUGACCCAAAGACCCUCAAUGGGUUCUUUGGAGGACUCGCUAUGGUUCUUGCACAAGUAUGUAAGCGAUGCUGCUGAGAAGGAGGAUUCAUUCGAUCAAGUUCUCGUUCCCAUGAUCGAAAAUGCAUUGAAGUCCAAAGAUUCUAAGCAUGGUGGCCAAGCCAUGAUACUGAUAAACUGGCUCUUUCAAGAUGAGUUGCUCUUUGAACCUUUGACGAAUGGUCUUGCUAGCAUCGUUACAAGGAAGAAUGAUCGUUAUUUAUUGGUUGGAUGGUGUGUAAUUGUUCGAGCUCUUGUGGACUACGAUACUAUUACCAGUCAAUCUCCUUUUAGUGGGAUAAGGGGGAGGUGCGAUGGGUUGAUAAAGAUACUCUCCGCGUGCCUGCCACAUCUGGCCGGUAUUGUUUGUCAAGGAAGCACUUUGCAGGAUGGGUUUGAGUUGCCAACUCGUCUUGGAGUGUCUGCUGCUGAUUGUUUUUUGACCCUUACAGAAACAUUAACCAAAAUGGCUGAGUCUCAAAGUAAUAAGUUGAAAUCAGAUGCAAGAGCAACAAGUCAGCUGAUUACUUUAGUUCCAUCCGCUAGUGACAAGGAAGGGAAAUUAGCUUCUAAAUCUUUGACGAUGCCCAACACUGGAGGGGAUUAUAUUUUAUGGCAUCAUUUGGAUGGAAUGAUUUGUUUGGUGCAGCGGCUCCUUGCUUGGAACAAAAAAAGUCGAUUUUUACAUGCCAAAGGGUUGGAGCAAGUGCUUAAAUGGUUGGAAGAGAUAAAGAAUCACUACUGUUCCUUACAAGAUGAGGCAGAUUCUAAUGUUCUCAAGACGGGAGAUUUGCUACUAUCUUCUUGCUGGAAGCACUAUAGUAGGCUAUUAUACUUGGAAGACCAGAAAUUUCCACAGCGUUACAAGGAGCUUUUGGACCAGUAUCUGUCUGGGAUUCAGUAUUAUAUGGACAACCAUUCUUGCGGGCUUGCUGACAAGAAAGAUAGUGAAGUGGAGACAAGACGGUUUUUCUUGAUUUGUUUAUGCCUAUUAUUGGGACGUCUAGAUAGCAAGAAAUUUGAAAGCACAAUAUUAGAAUGUGGGAUGGAUAUAUCACGGAUUCUUGUACCACAGCUAACUUGUACUAGUGAAGACAUUAUCGAUGGGGUGGUUUCAAUCUUCAAGGCUAUCAUCUCGAAGCCGAAUUGCUCAACUGGAAGCACAAAUAUUAACAGCAGACAAGUGGACGCUGUAAUGCCUUUUCUGCUCCACCUUCUAGAUGAGCAGGAAGGUACAGCAAGGGCUGUGGUUAAGCUGAUAGCAGAAUACUGCUCAAUGAGCGAAGAUGGUAAGUGCCUUGAAGAAGUUUUAAAGCGCCUUUCAUCUGGAAAUAUUUCCCAGAGACGAAAUGCUAUUGGUGUUAUAUCAGAAGUGAUUGACAUAUCAACAAAUUCACAGAAGUCUUCUCUACUUUCUGCUUGGCAAGAUGUAGCCAACAGCUUGCUGGAGCGGCUUGGAGAUGAAGACAUUGUGAUUCAGGAGCUGGCUUCCAAAUUACUUCCAGCUUUAGACCCUUCAUUGCACUUGCCAACAUUGGUCAGUCUUGUUUACUCUCCUAUUGAGAGGGUACAAUCAUCUGCUACUGAUGCCCUUAUUAGGGUCCUCAAAUUUCACAACCAGAAAAAUGAUGUCCUACUUUUGAUGCUAGACUGCCUUAGCAACAUCAGCCAAAGCGUAGAUCUUCCAGAGGUGGCAGAGAAGAAAGGAUCAAAGUUGGAUGCUGACCGAGUACUCAAGCUGACUCCGGAGUGGUCUAAUAGUGUUCAAGACUGGAGCUUCUUGAUUGGACCGUUGAUAGACAAGAUGUUUGCAGAUCCCUCAAAUGCAAUUAUUGUCAGAUUCUUGAGUUAUAUAAGCGAAAAUCUGUCUGAUGCUACUGAUUUAGUGUUGCAUCAGGUUCUGCUACAUGCGAGAGGACAGAAGGAAAUUGAUGAAAGUUUCUUAUCAAGAUGGGAGAAUAGAACCUAUACCAAUGAUGAGUUUGUAGAAAUGCAGCAUUCUUUGUUUGAGCACCUUUGCCCAUUGCUUAUCAUUAAGAUGCUUCCACUGAAGGCUUUUAAUGACCGCAAUUCAUUGGUUAUGUAUGGAAAUCCCAGUCAAGACAUAAUGCCUGGCACCAGGAUCGUUGAGGUUGGUCAUGAGUGUAUUGCUGGUCUCCUUUUAAGCAGGGCAUUUUGUGACUUUGAGUUUGAAGAUGUUCGGAAGCUUGCUGCUGAGCUUUGUGGGCGCAUUCACCCCCAAGUAUUAUUCCCUGUACUUUGCUCCAAGUUAAAGCAGGCUGUUGAUACUAAGAAUAUACUGAAGAUAAAGGCUUGUUUACUUUCAACCUGCACAUCGCUUGUGAUCAGAGGCUGGGAGUCUUUUUCUCAUCCUGCUAUUUUUACUGUUAGAAAGAUGAUUGAAAUAGUGUUGUUGUGGCCAAGUCUUGAUGCUGAUUCAGUUUCAAAAGCACAACAUGGAUGCAUUGAUUGUCUAGCACUGUUGUUAUGUGCUGAACUACAAGCUGAGGAAUCAAUUACAAAGUAUGACUCAGGUUCUGCAUCAGGGGUUUCUGUUAUCACUUACGUGAUCAGUCAUCUCAUCCAUGACAAGGAGGAUCUUAAUUCAGCUUCCGAGAUGGAUGGUAGCAGCUCUGCAUUUGCGUCUGCUGUUCCUCUUCCUUUUCGUUUGUGCAUGGCCAAUGUCCUUAUCAGUGCUUGUCAGAAAAUCUCAAAAUCUUGCGCCAAUCAAUUUGCGGCACAUGUUCUUCCAUCUCUCCUUUCUGUUGAGUCUAAAAUGAAGUCAGAGAUUAGAGCAUCGUGCAUCCAGGUCCUAUUUUCUGCAGUCUAUCAUCUAAGAUCGGCUGUUCUUCCUUAUGCAUCUGAGCUUUUCAAAGUUUCACUGAGAGUGCUCAAAAACGAGUCAGAAAAGCAGGAAAGGAUGGCAGGUGCGAAACUAAUGGCAUCUCUUAUGGCCAGUGAAGAUGUAAUUUUGGAAAGCAUAUCAGCGGGACUAUUAGAAGCAAGGUCUGUACUCUCAACGAUGUCGUUAUCAGAACCUUCACCUGAGAUAAGACAGCUAUGCAGAAAGUUGUUGGCAUGCAUAUCUUCUACCUAGAUUUGCAACAAAACACAGCUUUCCUCUUCACGCCCACUCGCCUGCCGCCUAUUCAUGACUCACCGCAUUGGCUUAGCUGCUGGAAAAGCUCGACCCUCUUCGCUUCUUGCUCGCCCCGCCACCUGUCCCUCCUAAUUCUUGUGCCCUCUUAUUCUCUCAGAUGUUAACCAUUUUUUCACAAUUUAUCUUGAUUUAUUUAAAAAAAAUAUAUUUAAAAUUUUAAUUUUAUAAAAUAUACUGACGCAGUAUUGUCUCCCCUUAAUCUACCAUUCAAGUCAACCCUAGCUCCAUUCUUUCAAAUUUUCCAUUUUCUCCUUUCACCCUCUAAUUCUUCUCAUGUGAAAAUAAAUAGCCUCCUUCCUAGAUUCCCAUCUAUGAAUCGCCCACCACACAAUAUUCCACACAUUUUGCGCUGAUUUCUCGCGACGUUUCUCUCUUCAUCUCCGUGGUGAUCGCCUCGCUGUUCAGAAAUGCUGCAAAUUCUGUUCGCUGUUGCCUUUUCCGCCGUGCCUCUCACCCUCUACGUCCCUCCGAUCCGGAGCUUCAAUCUCUUUGUCCAGACCAUCGAAGACUUCUUGCGACAGACCACCCUCUACACCCUUAGAGCAUAUCCUCGCGUGAGAUUCGCUCUCUCACGCAUCUUCAAUUCCCUCGUCCGCCCGACCAGGUAGAUUUUUGAAUCUUCAAGAAAUCUGGAGAUUUUGUGUUCUGAAAUUUGUAAUUAUGAUGAAUAAGCUUCGUAUGUGAUUAAUUAAUUGUAAUAGGUGAUCCUUUAGCUAUUCUGACUGCUCUUGUCUAUCCAUUUUGUGGGAAUAUCAGUUUUAGAGUUUAAAUUGUGUUCUUGCGCGUCUUCAGAGUUGAGUGUUGUUUCUUCGAGAUCAUUAGGAUAUUCUUCGAUGGAAAUCUUGGGGGAUUCAAAGAGAAAUCUCCUGGAUGUCCUGUUGUAAUUCUGAUGUUUUCCAUUUAUUUUGACUUGAUCGACUGCAUGAGUGCCAAAUCCCAA